AUGCCUCGGCCCCGCAACGCGGCCAGCCCAGACCCCGACCCCGACCCCGACCCCGACCCCCUCCAAAAGCUUCUGGCUGUGGAGGACACUGGCAUCGCUGGAGAGGGCUUGGAGGUGCCGUCGCCAGACCUGGAGGAGGUGGAGAGGGAAUGGAAGAGGCGCGAGUGGAAGGAGUGGAGGCUGGACGGGGGGGAGCAGCUGCUCGCCCUGCGCCACUGGCUGGACGCCCUGGAGAAGAGGCUUCCGGCCCUGCCCGACGGAGCCCCUGCGCUGGAGGUGACCCAGCGGGUCGUGCCGUUCCUGGAGGAUGCCCCGGGUGCGGAGCCGGCCCAGGACUCGCUGGAGAAGCUGCUGAGCUGGGUGACCGACAUGGAGGACCUGGUGAGCAACCAGAAGCCGCCCUCGUCUGAGGUGAAGGUGGUGAAAGCCCAGCUGCAGGAGCAGAAGCUCCUGAAACGGCUCCUGGAGGAGCGGCGGCCCCGCGUGGAGCGCGUCCUGCAGGACAGACAGCCGCCUCCGGAGCCGGACGGACAUGAGGGCCUGGCCGAGCUGCAGGAGAAGUGGGCGCAGCUGAUCCAGGAGGCGGAGGCCAGGCACGGCUGCCUGGAGCGCAUCCUGCCGGCGGCCCAGCGCUUCCAGGAGUCGGUGGACGCCUUCCAGGAGUGGCUCAGCGCCACGGAGCGGCACCUGGCCCGGCUCUGGCGCGCCAACGGCUGCGUCAGCCACGUCCGUGACGCCCACCAGCAGAUCCAGGGCCUCUGCGAGGAGAUCCGUCCACGGCUCGGCGAGCUGGAGCGGGCACUGGAGAACGGGCAGCGUGUCCUGGAGAUGGUGACGGGUGAGCACGUGGCGCUGGACCAGCGGCCUGGCAUCCCCCCGUUCAUGGGGGAUGGUGCUCAGACCCCCUCCCUCAUUACUGGGGCACGUGGUCCCCCCACGCUGGCAGGAGCGGGGCUCCCCGUGCCCCACGGGCAGGGGUGCAAGGCAGUGCUGUGGGCCAGGACCCCGGGGUCAGCGCUGGUGUGCUCUGGGGGAGCAGCCUGA
This is a messenger RNA of Alligator sinensis (Chinese alligator), 1044 nucleotides long. Its product is annotated as dystonin-like. Gene Ontology annotation, molecular function: microtubule binding; structural molecule activity. Gene Ontology annotation, cellular component: intermediate filament; hemidesmosome; cytoplasm. The record is from RefSeq and is a predicted model, not a curated record. NCBI's taxonomy places the organism in Eukaryota, Metazoa, Chordata, Crocodylia, Alligatoridae. Gene Ontology annotation, biological process: cytoplasmic microtubule organization; wound healing; hemidesmosome assembly. The transcript has 7 exons. Bases 1 to 1044 code for a protein of 347 amino acids.